GCGCCCACCAUGGUGCGAUGCGACCGCGGGCUGCAGAUGCUGCUGACCACGGCCGGAGCCUUCGCCGCCUUCUCACUCAUGGCCAUCGCCAUCGGCACCGACUAUUGGCUCUACUCCAGCGCGCACAUCUGCAACGGCACCAACCUGACCAUGGACGACGGGCCCCCGCCCCGCCGCGCCCGCGGCGACCUCACCCAUUCGGGACUGUGGCGGGUGUGUUGCAUCGAAGGGAUCUACAAAGGGCACUGCUUCCGGAUCAAUCACUUCCCCGAGGACAAUGAUUACGACCAUGACAGCUCCGAGUACCUCCUUCGCAUCGUGCGAGCCUCCAGCGUGUUCCCCAUCCUCAGCACCAUCCUGCUCCUGCUGGGAGGGCUCUGCAUCGGCGCUGGCAGGAUCUACAGCCGCAGGAACAACAUCGUGCUCAGUGCUGGCAUCCUCUUUGUGGCUGCAGGCCUCAGCAACAUCAUAGGCAUCAUCGUCUACAUUUCCAGCAACACGGGCGACCCCAGUGACAAGCGAGACGAAGACAGGAAGAACCACUACAACUACGGCUGGUCCUUCUACUUCGGGGCGCUGUCCUUCAUCGUGGCCGAAACCGUGGGCGUCCUGGCUGUAAACAUUUACAUUGAGAAGAAUAAAGAGCUGAGGUUCAAGACCAAACGGGAAUUCCUCAAGGCCUCUUCCUCGUCCCCUUAUGCCAGGAUGCCGAGCUACCGGUACCGGCGACGGCGCUCCCGGUCCAGCUCCAGGUCCACCGAGGCCUCGCCCUCCAGGGACGCAUCUCCCGUGGGCCUCAAGAUCGCCGGGGCCAUCCCCAUGGGCGAGCUGUCCAUGUACACGCUGUCCAGGGAGCCCCUCAAGGUGACCACGGCGGCCAGCUACAGCCCCGACCAGGAUGCCGGCUUCCUCCAGGUGCACGACUUCUUCGAGCAGGACCUGAAGGAGGGCUUCCACGUCAGCAUGCUGAGCCGGCGGACCACCCCUGUGUGA
Messenger RNA from Urocitellus parryii (Arctic ground squirrel), 993 nucleotides. It is a transcript of the gene Cacng4, whose product is annotated as calcium voltage-gated channel auxiliary subunit gamma 4. Gene Ontology annotation, biological process: neurotransmitter receptor internalization; postsynaptic neurotransmitter receptor diffusion trapping; calcium ion transmembrane transport. Gene Ontology annotation, molecular function: channel regulator activity; voltage-gated calcium channel activity. The record is from RefSeq and is a predicted model, not a curated record. NCBI's taxonomy places the organism in Eukaryota, Metazoa, Chordata, Mammalia, Rodentia, Sciuridae. Gene Ontology annotation, cellular component: postsynaptic density membrane; AMPA glutamate receptor complex; voltage-gated calcium channel complex.